This is a messenger RNA of Seriola dumerili (greater amberjack), 2171 nucleotides long. It is a transcript of the gene cers6, whose product is annotated as ceramide synthase 6. NCBI's taxonomy places the organism in Eukaryota, Metazoa, Chordata, Actinopteri, Carangiformes, Carangidae. Gene Ontology annotation, biological process: ceramide biosynthetic process. Gene Ontology annotation, cellular component: membrane. The coding region runs from base 132 to 1316 and encodes 394 amino acids. Gene Ontology annotation, molecular function: sphingosine N-acyltransferase activity; DNA binding. The transcript is spliced from 11 exons. The record is from RefSeq and is a predicted model, not a curated record.
ACGGCGAUCUCACACGGAUAUCUCAUCAUCAGCCGAGUCCGCGCGGUCAGAUCGCCUGUGAGAGACCUCCGAGAUACAGCGGGCCAUCGAUUUCUCUUUCGACCCGGUCACAGUGUCUGCUGCAGGGUGAAAUGGCCGGUAUUUUGGCGUGGUUUUGGAACGAGAGGUUCUGGCUCCCCCAUAAUGUAACCUGGGCUGACUUAAAAAACACAGAUGAGGCUACGUUCCCGCAAGCCGAGGACCUCUAUCUGGCGUGUCCUUUAGCAUUCUGCAUCUUUAUGAUACGACUGGUUUUCGAAAGGUUUAUUGCAAGACCAUGUGCGAUGGGCCUGAAGAUCCAAGCCAACGGGCCACAAAAAGCACAACCCAACGCUAUCCUCGAGAAGGUUUUCACUGCUAUAACCAAGCACCCAGAUGAGAAGAGGCUUGAAGGCCUGUCCAAGCAGCUCGACUGGGAUGUGCGGACCAUCCAGCGCUGGUUCAGACAGCGGCGCAACCAGGAGAAGCCCAGCACUCUAGCUCGAUUCUGUGAAAGCAUGUGGAGGUUUACAUUCUAUCUAUACAUAUUUACCUACGGAGUGCGUUUCCUUAAAAAGACUCCAUGGUUAUGGAACACUAAAGAGUGCUGGUACAACUACCCCUACCAGCCACUGACUGUGGACAUCCAUUAUUACUAUAUACUGGAGCUGUCUUUCUACCUCUCCUUACUCUUUUCCCAAUUCACAGACAUCAGGAGGAAGGAUUUCCUGAUCAUGUUCCUGCACCACGUAGCAACAAUCUCCCUCAUCACCUUUUCCUACGUGAACAACAUGGCAAGAGUGGGAAGUCUGGUCAUGUGUCUCCAUGAUGCAGCCGACGUGCUGAUAGAGGCUGCCAAGAUGGCCAACUAUGCCAAAUGUCAGAUUCUGUGCAACCUCCUGUUUGCAAUGUUUGCAAUUCUCUUCAUAAGUUCCAGACUGGGAGUUUACCCUGUCUGGAUUUUAAAUACCACCUUGUUUGAGAGUUGGGAGAUUGUAGGGCCCUACCCGUCCUGGUGGGUCUUCAACCUGCUUCUGAUCCUGCUGCAGCUUCUUCACUCCUUCUGGUCCUACCUCAUAGUGAAGACGGCGUGCCGAGCUAUAUCCAGAGGAAAGGUGGGAAAAUGGAAUCCCUUACAUGUGUCAAAAGAUGACCGCAGCGACAUCGAGUCCAGCUCUGAUGAGGAUGACAGCCCCCCACCCCAUCAGAAGCACCACAACAGCACCACCAACGGGACCAAUAAAAAUCACGGGACCAACGGCUACCUGACAGGAGCCCCAUAUCCCGACGAACACUGACUAAGCUGAUAUCACAACACUGGAGCCAUGCUACAGACACCAUCCAUCAAUCUGUGUGUGUGUGUGUAUUUGAGUGUAUGGUGGAGACUUGAACAACAUCGCCUGUCUGGUACUGGAAGUUCUUACAAGAUUUAAGUGAAUGCAGUUUUGUUAUCAAUUUGAUUCUUUACUAAUUUCCUUGCGCAAUUUAUUCUCUUCAUAUAUGUAUUUGCAUCCAAAUGCACACCGAGAUAUCAAAGCACUCCUAUUGGUACAACCCACUCUGUUUAGCCAAUGAAAGCAUUCCACUUUAUGGUGUAAGCAUGCUACUUUAACAUACAGUAGUCUGGCAUACUGGGGGUGUGUUUUCCUUAUGUUUGUGUCUUUCUAUGUUAUUUAUUUUUUAUAAAUAUGUUUGAAGAUGGUAGUUGGACAUCUAUUCUACUUUGAUGUCAGUGUUAAAGAGGAAAUCAUCUGGAACAACAACACAGCUGUUUUUGUUUUUUUUUAAGCCACACAUCACGACAACAAAUAUUAGCAAAGUGCUGAAGACCUGGGUUUACUUUUAAUGCUACACCCCCAAAGAUUUGCCAAAACGAUGACUGAGUUUGUCUUCACUCACCAAUGGAUUGUAAUGUGUGAAGUUUACUCACAUUUAAAAAAAAAAACAAACAAACAUUCUCCACUCAAACUGUAUAUGAGAUGUCAAUAACAGUAUUAUGUGUGUGCAUCAGAUAUGGCUAGAUGCUGUAUUCCCUAUUGAAGCAUUUUGUUAAGUAUUCUGGUACAUUUCUGGUAAGCAUUUCAUUAAAGGCCAUUUGCUGUCUUACGAGGCAGACCUGAGUUGUUUUAAUUAUUCAAUAAAAAAAUACAUGA